AUGGCCAUCGGGUGGAAGGGGAAGGGGAAGGCGGCGUUGAGCAAGAGCUGGCAGGAGUCGAAGCUGCUGUGGCACAUCGCCUUCCCGGCCAUCCUCACGGCCGUCUUCCAGUUCUCCAUCGGCUUCGUCACCGUCGGCUUCGUGGGCCACAUCGGCUCCGUCGAGCUCGCCGCCGUCACCGUCGUUGAGAACGUCAUCGAAGGUUUCGCCUACGGAGUCCUGCUGGGCAUGGGCAGCGCGCUGGAGACGCUGUGCGGUCAGGCGGUGGGGGCUGGCCAGGUGUCCAUGCUGGGCGUGUACAUCCAGCGGUCCUGGAUCAUCUGCGGCGCCACCGCGGUGGUCCUCACCCCGACGUACCUCUUCACGGCGCCCAUCCUCCGCGCGCUCCGGCAGCCCGGCGACGUCGCGCGCGUGGCCGGAACCUACGCGCGCUGGGUGCUCCCGCAGCUGCUCGCGUACGCCGCCAACUUCCCGCUGCAGAAGUUCUUCCAGGCGCAGAGCCGGGUGUGGGUGGUCACCGCCAUCUCGGGCGCCGGGCUCGCCGCCCACGUGGUCCUCAACUACGUCUUCGUCGCGCGGUUGGGGCAUGGACUCCUCGCCGCCGCCGCCGUCGGGAACGUCACCUGGUGGCUCAUCAUCGUCGCGCAGGUGGGGUACCUCGUCUCCGGACGCUUCCCGGAGGCGUGGCAAGGGUUCUCCAAGCUCGCGUUCCACAACCUCGCCGCCUUCGUCAAGCUGUCGCUUGCGUCCGCCGUCAUGCUCUGCUUGGAGCUGUGGUACUACUCUGCGGUGCUCAUCCUUGUGGGUUUCCUAAAGAACGCACAGCUUCAGAUUGACGUCAUGUCCAUUUGCAUCAAUUACCAGCUGUGGACGCUCAUGGUUGCACUGGGCUUCAACGCAGCAGUGAGCGUGAGGGUGUCCAACGAGCUUGGCGCGAACCGGCCCAAGGCGGCCAAGUUCUCAGUGAUCGUGGCGGUGCUGACGUCGGGCUCCAUCGGCGCCGUCUUCCUCGUCGUCUUCCUCGCCUGGAGGACGGGGCUGCCGCGCUUCUUUAGCGAGGACGGCGACGUGCUGAGGGAGGCCUCCAGGCUGGGCUACCUCCUCGCGGGCUCCAUCUUCCUCAACAGCAUCCAGCCGGUGCUCUCGGGCGUGGCCAUCGGGGCAGGGUGGCAGGCGCUCGUCGCCUUCGUCAACAUCGGCAGCUACUACUUCGUCGGCAUCCCGCUGGCGGCGCUCUUCGGAUUCAAGCUAAGCAUGGAUGCGAUGGGGAUUUGGUUGGGCAUGACGCUGGGAACUCUGCUUCAGACGGCAAUCCUAGUGUUCAUUUCGUACAGGACCAAGUGGGAGAAACAGGCUAUGCGGGCCGAAGAGAGGGUGAGGGAGUGGGGAGGGAGGGGCGACGCCCUGCCGUCGGCGACGCAGGUCGCGCCGGCGGUCCAAGAUGCGGCGGAUCCAUCAUCAAAUGCUACUCCUAUCUGA
Messenger RNA from Miscanthus lutarioriparius, 1479 nucleotides. The record is from the annotation of a GenBank genome assembly. NCBI's taxonomy places the organism in Eukaryota, Viridiplantae, Streptophyta, Magnoliopsida, Poales, Poaceae.